AUGGAUGAUUUCCUCGCCAUUGGCGAGCGGGAAAGCAUCCUGAAAGAAGAGAAGAUGAUCGAAACCUUAUGGGGACUAACUGGCUUUACCUGUCCUAGCACCAAACGCUGCCACUGGUGCUAUGAUGGCAAGGAGACUCUGAAAAUGGUACGUCCCCGUCCUGAUGCGAUAUUGCCGGAGACCCUUACCAAACGUGCCGUUUAUAGAGCGGCAGGUCAAUUCUUGCAUAUCACCCGUGGAUUCCAAGAAGCUCUCGCGACGGGUCACGCCGAUGCCAUGAGAAGACUGGCAGGGAAGUGGGAUACCUGGGAUGAGGCUCAUGCUUUGUCACAAGGCUCGAGAGAGAUACGGGAUCACCAUGCAUUGGCUCUAAGGAGCUGGGAACGCUGCUCCGAAGAGGAUAGCGCUCUCACUCUUUUCGCCGAAGUCGAACAUGUUAUUGUCGAGGUCGACGCUUCACAGACGGGUCAUGGCUACUACGCGAGAGAUGCAGACUCGGAACCUGAACGCCGAUCAACCAUCAUAGCAGAAGCACGUGCGUUUACUGUCAAUCACGCAGCCUGGCACGUUAACCGUAAGGAGCUGACGGCUAUCGCACAUGCGUGCAACCCAUGGGUGAAUAUCGGCACCAAGAGCAUUGAAAGGAAGGCUCUACAACGACUGCGGGAAGCUGUGACAGACAUCGCCUUCGACUGGAAGACCCGUGGUAUCACCAUGAAAGUCGAACAUAUCGCGGGUAAGACCAAUCGCCUUGCUGAUCAACUUUCCAGGAUACCGACCACUACGAAGCCUGAAGACAUCGCAACAGUGAUGACGAUACUGAACGACGAGAUUACGGACGAGACCGACCCUACCAACUGUGUGACUCCAAGCUUCAGAAACUUCAUCGCUAAAUGGGAAGCCUUCACGAGUUGGAGACGCGUUAAUGACAAUGACUACAGCGACGACUUGUAUACUCGAUGGGUGACCUAUGAACAACAGAGGGAUACAGAGACAAGGCAAGCAUGUGAAGCUCUGAAGGUGAACCCUCUGGCUGGAGAAGACUCGUCGGGUUACCUUUAUAGGAUGCGCCUUCGAGAAGAUGGUCUGCUCAUCCGAGAAAUACGGCGGGGCUCUAUAACUGAUGACGUAAGUAAAGCAAACACUACUGAGCAGUUGUCCUGCACCACUCUCUCGGGCACGCAGGAUACCCGACAGUAUUCCGUCAUACCGUAG
This is a messenger RNA of Perkinsus marinus ATCC 50983, 1215 nucleotides long. RefSeq lists its product as hypothetical. The record is from RefSeq and is a predicted model, not a curated record. Lineage: Eukaryota; Perkinsozoa; Perkinsida; Perkinsidae. The coding region runs from base 1 to 1215 and encodes 404 amino acids. The transcript has 4 exons.